Owenia fusiformis is the source of this 2070-nucleotide messenger RNA. The record is from the annotation of a GenBank genome assembly. NCBI's taxonomy places the organism in Eukaryota, Metazoa, Annelida, Polychaeta, Sabellida, Oweniidae.
UUUUAAAGAAAAUAACAAAUAUCAAUUCGUUUAUGAUGCUGUAUACUAGGAUACUCCAUGGAAUUGUAUUUAUGCAUAUUAAAGAUUAUUGAAGAACUUUAGCGCCCCUAUAAAAUCCCGGAAGUCAGGAAGUACUUUUAUGUCGUAAAACUUUUCGGUAAACGUAGCCAUUUUUCAAAAAUUCUAAAAACUUUAUGAAAGUUUACCCCUUUCUGUUCAAAACUGUACUUUCGAGAUGGACGAACCUAUGGAGGAGGAAGUCUGUGAUUCGUCAGGCAAUGUUGCUUCUAAGGAGGAGAAAAGGCCGAAAUCCAGUAGUAUUUUGAGGCCAGGAAGUAUGGUAAUGAUGACGAUCACAACAGAAGAUUAUGAACAGCAGUACUGGCCAAAACUAGAAGGUGCCAUCAACCACCUCCUGACAAUGACGCCUGGAGACUAUAUUCCAAUAUCAUAUGAACAAAUGUAUAGUUGUGUAUAUAAAUGUGUAUGCAAGCAGUUCUCAGAGAGACUGUAUAAAGACCUGCUAGAGCAAAUAUCCAAUCACUUAGAAGACCUCUGUGUGCAGUUACAAAAAAGAUAUUAUGAACUUGAUUCUAAAGAAUAUGUAGAAAAAUUCAACUUCUCCAUGAACCAGUAUCUACAAGCAAUGGCGGGCAUAGCAACUAUAUUUAUUUACAUGAAUCGUUUUUACAUAGAGAGUAAACUAAAAACAGAUUUACAGUUAGAACUGAAAAAAUUAUUUGUGACUUGUGUUGCAGAAAAACAUAUAAACAAUUUAAUACCGAUACUAGCUGAUGCCAAUACUAAACCAUUCUCUGUGUCGCCCCCUGUCAUGAGCAGUAUCAUAAAGAAUCUACAUGCACUUAAACCUGAUUUCUCUGCUCACCACCCACAGUUGUUCGCAAAGUAUAUUCCAAAUAUUCUGCCACCAUCCACUCCUGACGAUAUACAACACUACAUAGAUGAGACCGCACAGAUGCAGCGAGAUCUUAAAACACACCCCCUAUAUACAAGUGGAGAUCAGAGUCGGAAAAGGCCUACAGAGGAUGAUGUCCAAAGUAAGUUUGUAUAAUCAGGCACCGUAUGCUAAUUUGGCACACUUGCAAAGAAAGCACAGAGUGAAAAAUCAUAAAAUUACUGCACACAGGGGCAGAAUAAGAUAAAUUUAAUAAAAGUACUUAUUUUCUAGACAAUUUUGCUUAGUUGGAGGAAAAAUCUGGACUUUUGCCUGGCUGAAUGCAUAUUUGCGAUGAAAUAGUUUGAAAAGAAUUGAGUAAUAUUUUUAGCUUGCUAUAGUUUGAAUACUUAGCAUUUACAAAUGUUCUUUUUAUUAUUAAUUGAGGUAUUAUUAACCUGAAUGUCUCCUUAUAAGAAUACGGCAUAAGAUGUCUAAGAAAAAUUGUUUCUAUUUGUAGAACCUGCCCAACUUAGCUUUCUUCCAAAGCCUCCAAACUCAUGAGGUCUCAUUCAACUUGGACAUUGAAGUCAGUUAAUAUCAACAUAAGUUUUGUAUGCAUCAGCAAAAAGAAUAUGCAUCAGCAAAAAUGUGGGAUACAUUAUUAGGUAUGCAUUAGUAUCAACUAUCAUAUCAUAUGAAUUAAUAAAUAUGAAAUGCGUAUCAGCAGAAAUCUGGUGCUAAACAUGAACAAUACCACUAAAUGCAUUCAUAGAAUGAACUGUGUGUAUCAGUUGAAUACUCUGGGCAUCAUUACAAUAUUCUAUGAGUCAACAGAAUUAUCAGAGGCACUAGCAGGAGCACCCAUCUGCGUAAAAUUGAAUAUAUUGAUAGAAAUAUUGAAGAAACAGAACAGAUAAAUAGUAUUAUGUAAAAUCUGUAUUCAUGAACCAAUACAGAUUUUUGUAUGAGUAUUGUAAGGUGUUAGAUUGCAACUGACAUUCUGUGCAAUCAUGUUAAAGGGUGACGCAUAUCGUUUGUUAUAUAGCAUUAGUAUAUUAUAGAUCGUCACACAUUUAUAAAAGGAAGAUUUUUAAUAUGGCAAAUCAAUUUCACAUUUAUGGGUGAAGUUUCAGGAUCUUCUAUUUGUGUAUAAUAAGGAAGAAUUGACAUCU